AUGACCUCAUCCUCCUCCAAGCGCGCCCCACCGGCCUCCGCCAAGCCCAAGCCCGCCGCACCUCAUCCCAACGACGACCUCUCAUACCCGUACUACUUCUUCUACGGGCACGCCGCCUCGAACCCCACCGGCGCGCUCAGCCAGUGGCACCUCACGUCCUUCACAGAAGGCCCCCACACCUUCACCACAGCCGAGCACUACAUGAUGUAUCACAAGGCGAUGCUGUUCGAGCCCGCCGCCGCGCCCGCGAUCCUCGCCGCCCCGGGGCCGAGGGAAGCCAAGGCGCUGGGACGCAAAGUCGCGAACUUUUCCCCGAAGACAUGGGAGGCGCGGUGCGACGCCAUUGUCGAGCAGGGCAACUAUCUCAAGUUCACGCAGAAUCCCGACGCGUGGGCUGUCCUCUCGCCUGCUCGCACGGGGACAAAGGCGCUCGUUGAGGCUGCGGCGCGAGACGCGAUCUGGGGUAUCGGGAUGGGAUGGGAGCGCGCUCGUGGGCGCGAGGCGCAGUGGGGCCAGAACCGACUUGGCAAGGCGUUGACCCGUGUGCGUGCGCGCAUCGUCGCUGAGCGCGACGAGGCUGCCAAUGGGUCCAAAGUGGUGUGA
Molecule: messenger RNA, 603 nt
Organism: Cutaneotrichosporon oleaginosum
Lineage: Eukaryota; Fungi; Basidiomycota; Tremellomycetes; Trichosporonales; Trichosporonaceae
Source: RefSeq, a predicted model, not a curated record